AGGUGAGCCGCCGCCGCCGCUCCAAGGCGGGUCCAGUCCCGGGCGCUGCCCGCGCGCCUACUAAUCCCCGCCCCAGCCUCGCUCGCCCGCACUUGCUGCCCCGCGUCCCGGCUCCCGCUCCGGUCCGCUCCCCGCCUCCGGCUGGGCUCCCCGCGGGCAGCAUGUACGGCGACCAGCAGCAGCAGCUGCAGACCCAGGCGCUGCCCCCGCACCUGCAGCAGCACCACCGGCCCCAGCCCUGCUACAACACGCUGCCUCUGCCGCGCCACCGGCCCCGGCCGUGCCCCGACCCGCCGCCCCUGCAGAGCCGGCCCCGGCCGUGCCUCGACCCGCCGCCCCUGCAGAGCCGGCCCCGGCCGUGCCCCGACCCGCCGCCCCUGCAGAGCCGGCCCCGGCCGUGCCUCGACCCGCCGCCCCUGCAGAGCCGGCCCCGGCCGUGCCCCGAGCCCCUGCCGAGCUGGCCCCAGCAGCGCCCCGAGCCGCUGCCCAAGCCGUGCCCCGAGCUGCAGCCCCACCAGCAGCAUCAGCAUCAGGACGGCAACGUGGUGUACGAGCGGGUGAGGACCUAUAGGUACCCCGGGGGCAGGCGGGGGCAGGUGCUGGAGCUCCCUCCGUGCUCCCCCAGGGCGGUGUCCCCGCUGGAGGACGCGCCAGGCCACCAGCGCGUCAUCUGGAGCCGCGACCCGCCUCAGCAGUUACAGGAGCCAUUGUCUCCAUUUCUGAAAGGAGAAAGUUAUUGCCCAGGGAAUAAUGUUAUUUAUGAAAAGACAAUAAGAAAAUAUGAGUUGCUAAAUCCUGAACAGGAGAAACAAUACCGGUUUUCCCAGUCCAAUCAAUCCCAGGUUAACCAGGUAUGCCAGCAAUCUGAACAGCCCCAAAUCAUCCACAAAUGCCAAGAAACACAAAGUUGCAGUCCCUGCGAAAUAAGCUCAAUCUCUGUGAGUGAUGGUGGAAGAGGAACGAACACAGUGCAGAGGGUAACAAUCCAGUGCUGCGAACCGGUACAGUGUCUUCAAGAAGCUAAUGACCAGCUAGACUCCAGAUAUUUUGGCGAGCUACUUGCUGAAGUGAACGCAAGGAAGAGCAAUGACCUGUACAGCUGUUUACUGCAGCAUGUGGAAAAGAUAGGAAGAAGAGACACGGACAAUGAAUCUACAAGUCAAGUAGAAGAUAUUGAAGGUUUGAUUCCCAAAGGACUGUCAGAGUUGACAAAGCAGCAAAUCCGCUAUCUCCUGCAGAUGAGAGUGACAUCAGAUAAAUCACUGCGACUUGUACUUUCCACUUUUGGCAGUUUGCGUGGGGAGCUUUGCCAUCUACAAGACGACUUAGGGAAAUUGGAAACUGACAAGAUGUUACUAGAGAAAGACCUGGCUUUCAAAGAAUCUCAGGUGAAGGAGUAUGAAAUGCUGUUGGCAUCCAUGAGAGAGAAUAAUCGCCAACAGCAGCAAGGAUUCAGAGACAGUGCUGCAAAAUGUCGUUCACUGGAGGAACAGAUCAUCUCUCUCCGAUAUGCUGAGGGAGAGAAGGACUGUCGGUUAAAAGAACUGGAAUACUGCAAGCAUGCCUUAGAACAGGAGAUUCAGAACCUGAGAAUGAAGACCUGUUCUAAUCCAGUGAUGCAAACCACCACAGAUGAGCUCUCUAGUCGUUACGUGGAGAUGAUUAACAACUUGAGAGAGGAUAAGGAUAGAGAGAUCCGCAAUCUUAGGUCCCAGAUAAACCAAUUCCAGCAAGAUAUUUCAAGAAGAGAUGGAAGUAACAGUGACUUCCAGAUGAGGCUGCAUGAACUUACUUCAAUGUUGGAAGAGAAGGAGACUUUUAUUAAACAGCAGCAAGAGGAACUCUUUAGGUUGAAGCAAGAAAGAUUAUCAUGCAGUCAAUCCACAGGUGUAACAAAAUCUAUCAUCACAAAAAAGUACCUGAAUCAAUAUCCAAUCCUUGGUCUCCUGUCCAAUGACUACAUGGUUUCAUCACCAGUUAGACAAACAGAGACUAUUGUAAUUGAGAAGACUGAAGCAAUGUAGAAACAUGUAAGUAUC
This is a messenger RNA of Dermochelys coriacea (leatherback sea turtle), 2039 nucleotides long. RefSeq names its product POF1B actin binding protein (gene POF1B). Gene Ontology annotation, molecular function: actin filament binding. Lineage: Eukaryota; Metazoa; Chordata; Testudines; Dermochelyidae. Gene Ontology annotation, biological process: bicellular tight junction assembly; epithelial cell morphogenesis; actin filament organization. Gene Ontology annotation, cellular component: actin filament; bicellular tight junction; adherens junction. The record is from RefSeq and is a predicted model, not a curated record.